CUCACAAGACCUCACAACGCAGGAAAGACAGCUCCUGCCUAGUAUGAAGAAAACCACAGAUGACCUGGAUGGGAAUAAGGAUUUAGCAGACCCCAGAGCUAAGGCUGUGUUCUCUCAGGAAUUCAUUGAAGGCAGGUUUGAUAGGAUGAGAAUUUUGAAUUCAGGAGAAUGGAUCCCCUGCAUGGAAAAUAAACCUCAAAGUUACCCUGCUUAUUUGAAAUCGAAUCCUAAUAAAUUGUUUGAGACAAGGAAGACUAUAUACAUCCUUGGCCUUGAUGAGAGCAUCUCUAUGGGCUUCCUUGAGAAUUGUAGGAAGUAUUGCGAAGCCUUCUACUUUGGCCUCCCAGUCAAGAUCUUAGAUAAUAUCGAUGUCAAGGAGCUUAAUGUGAAAUCGAGGGGGAAGUCAGAUUCAAUACAAUAUUCAGCAAAACAAAUUUUGACUAAAGCAAAGAGGAAGAUACCGAAAGAUGCUUAUGCAAUGAUCUGAGUCCUUAAUAAGGAUAUAUACAGCAGAGAGGACUGGAACUUUGUGUUUGGAUAUGCCAGUCUCAGAGCUCGGAUAGGAGUCUUUAGUUUUGCACGAUACGAUCCAAGCUUUUUCAAUGAUGAUCAUGGAAUGACAUCAGAAGAGGUCGAAGAUACUGUUCAAUUCAGAGGGAUCAAAGUGAUGUGCCAUGAGAUAGGCCAUAUGUUUGGUCUAAAACAUUGAACAUACUAUAGAUGUAUCAUGAAUGGCUCCAUGUCCUCAGAGGAGGCUCUCCUCAAACCAUGCUACCUAUGCCCAAUUUGCUUAAAAUAAAUUAUAUUUCGUUGUACAGUGUGACAUUUUAAGUCGAUAUCAAGCUUUAAAUGAGGCUUGAGAAAUCAGCCAACUAUUUGAAGAAACUUCUAAAUGGUACUCAGAAGCCAUAGACUAUCUACAAGAUCAAUAUACUGCAGAAGGGGUUGAAACAAUUAUUACUCCUAAAUACCCAAUACCAAGAGGAUCGAAGCAUGUAAGCAGCUCUAAACCAUCUGCUAAACCUAGUGCUAAGGCUACUUGAAAGAAGGUUGUAAAACAGUUGAGAUAGCCGAGAGAAUUUAAUCAGUUCAAUUCUA
Moneuplotes crassus is the source of this 1098-nucleotide messenger RNA. NCBI's taxonomy places the organism in Eukaryota, Ciliophora, Spirotrichea, Euplotida, Euplotidae. The record is from the annotation of a GenBank genome assembly.